GUCCACCAACUAGGAAGUGAGACGCAGAGAGACAACCUGUUCAUAACGCUGUAGUUAUAGAGAUGGCGACCACCAAGAAACUGACAGACAACCACCUCACCUGUGUCAUCUGUACGGAGGUGUUCACACACCCUGCCACACUUCACUGUAAUCACACAUUCUGUAAGUCCUGUCUGUUGAAAUACACCAACACACAGCCUGAAGCAGUACAAGCCAAGUCCAUCCCAUGUCCCUCCUGUAGACAACUGACGAAGGUGACCACCCCUGACAGUCCAGUGGAGGAGUGGGUCAGUCAGCUGAAACCAAGCCACGUCAUACAGGGACUGAUGGACGACUUUGGACCAGGGACAGAACCUGGCGAUGUUAAUAACUGCAGUGUUUGCCCAGCGACAGAAAGGGUUGUAUUCACACACGACAUGGACAAGCUGAGUAAAGCAGUGGAUGAGCUACAGCUAGGGGAUGUUGAAGUUGUCCGUGGUGUAAGUGACCACCAGUCUACCCCUGUUCUACAUCACACUCUUGACUGUCAGGCAAAUGAUGGGGUUUCUCGUUUGUAUGACGUCACAUUGUUGACUGUUGAGGGUAUAAAAAUAACAGUAGCUGCAGAUUACUUUAAUAAGAAAGUCAAAACUUUUCACACAUCAAACACAAAUACGCAUGGCUAUCAUCUCCUACUUUCAAAUAGGCCUUGGCAAAUUGCAAAGUUAAGUGAGAGUCGGAUAGCUGUCUGUGUUCCAGACAGUAAGGGAAUAGUUACAGUGGAUGUUCCUCCACAUCCUGUAUUGCUGUCAACUAUGAAAACAAGAAAAAAGUACUUCGCUCUAGACUGUCUUAGUCCUUCACAGCUGGUAGCAGGUACAAACCUACAGUCUCACUCUGUGGACAUACUGGACAUGACAGGGAAGAUACUGAAGUCUAUCAACACGGGUGUCAUAGGGAAUCCAGACUAUAUCCAUGUCACCAGAAAUAACAACUUGAUAGUCAGUGAAGGAUUAUUAGACUCCCUCGUAUCUGUGACCAGUGAAGGAGAAGCUGUUUUCACCUACACUCCCACAGGGGACAGAGAUUUGAAACGACCACAGGGUAUCACAACAACCAGCACAGGAGAUAUCCCGCUUGUAGACCGCAUCUCCCACAAGGUGAUUCAGCUGACCGGGUCGGGUCAGUUUGUCAGAGAUGUCCUCACACAACAGGAUUGUCUGGAAUCUCCUCGUGGUAUCUGUCUUGAUGGGGACGGAUUUCUGUAUGUUACAUGUAAGCAUUGUGUCAGAGUAUUCAGAUUUAAAUGAAAGAUGCGUGUACAAAGUGAGACAUGCUUAGAAUCCGUGCCGAGUUUAAUGACAAGAAACCAUUCCAGCGUCAAAGAGCACCGUUCACCAUUUUUCGAAAGUAAGUCCCAAAAUUAAUACAUUCAUCAAAUAUUGGAACAGGCUGUCACAGAGAGAAACCCCAGUUCCUGGCCCUACGUAGUAUACAUAAUUGCAGGAUGACCUGCUGUAAUAUAACUGUACCACAUGACCACUUCUUUUCAAAUACUGUGUUUGGAUUAUACAGUCAGUCAGAUAUGUCUGCCUAUGAGCAGUGACAUACUAACAGAAAACAGAGAGUGGCGGAUUUCAUGUUAUUGCUAGGCCUGUCAAUCACAAUCGCGGCAAUUUCACCAGGGUUCCAAAAUAAUUUCUUAUAAUAUACUGUUGGUUUGUUAAAUCAUACUGUUGCUUAUAGUGGACGCUUUAAUGAGUGAAUUAUUUGGGAUUGAAUUUUUGUUUGUUUGUUGUUUAACGCCACACACAGCAAUAUUCCAGCUAUACGGCGGCGGUCUGUAAGUAAAUAAGUAAGUAAUCGAGUCUGGACCAAACAAUCCAGUGAUUAACACCAUGAGCAUCGCUCUACGCAAUUGGGAUCCCCUUAGCCGCCUCUUACCACAAACAUGGGUUGCUGAAGACUGUUUCUAACCCUAUCACAUGUUUGUUUUAUUCUUGGUAGCACUAUUCCUGCUUCUUGGUGGUGGCGUGUAAACCGUAAUACUAUAAUCGACCAUAUAAUCAAAUGAUUGAUAUUAAGAGCAAUGACUUAGGACUACAAUGAUCAAGGAUGUCAUAGAGACAGACCGCUUCCUGCACAAUGUCGUAACUUGCUACACACAGGUUGGUGGGGGCAUAUCUAUCCUGAAUCCAAGUGUGGCCUUGAUUAAAAAUGGAGGAAAAACAACAUGAAAUGAAACUAUAUGUUUAAAGUGUAUCUCGUUAGUGUUUUUGUAUCUGUUAAUGAGACAAGGGACUAGACAAUGUAGAAUCCUAACAAUGUUUACCAAACCAAAGUAAAAUUAAACAUAUUACACAGUG
Haliotis rubra (blacklip abalone) is the source of this 2345-nucleotide messenger RNA. RefSeq names its product E3 ubiquitin-protein ligase TRIM56-like. Gene Ontology annotation, molecular function: zinc ion binding; ubiquitin protein ligase activity. NCBI's taxonomy places the organism in Eukaryota, Metazoa, Mollusca, Gastropoda, Lepetellida, Haliotidae. Gene Ontology annotation, cellular component: nucleoplasm; chromatin. Gene Ontology annotation, biological process: positive regulation of DNA-templated transcription; proteasome-mediated ubiquitin-dependent protein catabolic process; protein polyubiquitination. Bases 63 to 1289 code for a protein of 408 amino acids. The record is from RefSeq and is a predicted model, not a curated record. The transcript has 3 exons.